Ictidomys tridecemlineatus (thirteen-lined ground squirrel) is the source of this 401-nucleotide messenger RNA. Its product is annotated as major allergen I polypeptide chain 1. Lineage: Eukaryota; Metazoa; Chordata; Mammalia; Rodentia; Sciuridae. Gene Ontology annotation, molecular function: steroid binding. The record is from RefSeq and is a predicted model, not a curated record. Gene Ontology annotation, cellular component: extracellular region.
CAUGAAGCCAGCUAGUGCUCUUGUGCUGCUGGGCACUGCUCUCCUCCUGAUCUUGGGUGCAAAUUGUGAUAUUUGCCCGGCUGUGAAAAAGGAUGUUGAGAUUUUCAUGAAGGGUACCCUCGAAGAAUAUGUUGCAUACGUGUCAAGAUUCCAAAGUAACCCUUUAGUAUUGAACAACGCUAAAAUACUAAAGCAAUGCAUUGAUGCCAAACUGACAGAAGAGGAUAAGGAUCUGGUGCUCAGUGGGCUGGAUAAAGUAUAUGCAAGUGAUCUGUGUUGAGGGAUCCAUCUUUCCCAGGAGACCCAAGGAAGCCAUUUGCCUGAUCACUAUGUAGUCCCAGCAAUCCACCCUGUCCAGGUGCCUGACCAAAAGAUUCCAGCAAUAAAUUCCUUGCAAUGCA